Alternaria burnsii is the source of this 1479-nucleotide messenger RNA. RefSeq lists its product as uncharacterized. Bases 1 to 1479 code for a protein of 492 amino acids. Lineage: Eukaryota; Fungi; Ascomycota; Dothideomycetes; Pleosporales; Pleosporaceae. The transcript has a single exon. The record is from RefSeq and is a predicted model, not a curated record.
AUGGUUGUUCCAGACCCAGGUGUGGAUUUCUUCGUCAGCUUCAACGAUCUCAACCCAAGCGCGCAGAAACAAUGCAUAUAUUUCGUGAAGGCCGACCGUCCAGACCGACGGUGCAAGUGGGACUGCUCCGAAUCCGAUAACAGACGGGCGAUUGAACUGCAUCGUAUCAUCGCUCAGAAUGAGUCGGAAGAUACGCUUGUAGAUCAUAUCAGAGAUUACAUACAAUCCACUUGCUGCUCCAGAGCAAAACAUCGAGAUGUUAUCUUAUCUAGUCCACUCUUGGUUCCUUUGGUCGAGCGCUGGCUGGAUGAGAUACAGGUUAAAAAGGACUCGGGAAAGCCUUCAAAACAGUCGGCUUAUUAUUCUACGCCUAUAACGCCCAAGCGAACCUCACGGGCCAGCAGUUCAGUCCCCAGUUCAUGCAACACAUCUCCCUCCUCGGCUACUAGUCGCGCCACCACGGUCGAGACACCCUCGUCCAGUCCAUCGUACAGUCCUUUUGGUAGAUCCAAAUGGCCGAUUGUUAGCCCAAACCCAUCACAAUUAGAAGCAAGUUCAGCACCGCUCCUAUGUGUCUCCCCGAUGAUCAUACCAGACAAUGCGUCACUUGAGGCAGAGCCUCUAGAAACGAGCAAGCGAUACCACCUCCGUUCCCGCGCAGUGAGCAAUUCCCUUACACAGUUGGACCAACAAGUCAAACUUUCCAUAUCGGCAGAAUUCACCACUCAUACCCACGAUCCCACACAUGAAGAUAGUGUCGCAUGGAAGAUUUGUGAAGAUUUGAACGUGCGAAAGCCCAAGCGGGACCUAGAAACAGGAAUGGUCUAUAUGUACCGCCGCGAAUCUUCACCCGGUUACGUCAAGAUUGGUUGGACGGCUAAAUCAGUCGAAAAGCGUCUGGAACAAUGGUUGAAAUGCGGAUAUACUCCGAUCGAAUUGUUCAGAGCAACUGGAGUUCCACAUGCGCAACGUGUGGAGACGCUUACGCAUUUCGAGCUGAUCAAAGAGUGGCGCAAAGAGCGGCCCUGUGAAGUGUGCUCGGAGAAGACAGGGAAGCCCGUAUGUCAUCAGGAAUGGUUUGAAGUAAGCAAAGAACGGGCGAUACAGAUCUUGAGCACUUGGGUAGAGCUUUUCAAGAAGGCCAAUCCGUACGAUCUGAGCGGAUCGCUGAAGUCUGACUGGAGGGACGUUGUCGACGGAAUGAAAAAGAACAACGAAGCUGUGACUUCAAGGAAAUUGUUGGAGCACUAUGAAGCCACCGUCGCGGAAGAAUCCAUACGCACUAAGGAUGCAGUGGUUGCAAAGGGAAGAAUUUUCGUAAAAGGAAUAUCAGAUGGCAACGAAGACAAAGAUGCGAACGAAGACGAAGAUACAAAUGUAGAGACGAUUGAGGGGAAAAGGAUGGCCAUCAAGGAAGAUACUUGCAUCAAGGAGGAGAUAAUUGUCAAGGAGAUCGUUGUAGAGCUUCCGGCGCAGUAA